Messenger RNA from Odontomachus brunneus, 3974 nucleotides. RefSeq names its product DNA replication factor Cdt1-like. The transcript is spliced from 7 exons. Bases 144 to 2267 code for a protein of 707 amino acids. The record is from RefSeq and is a predicted model, not a curated record. Gene Ontology annotation, molecular function: DNA binding; DNA polymerase binding. Gene Ontology annotation, biological process: DNA replication preinitiation complex assembly; regulation of DNA-templated DNA replication initiation; DNA replication checkpoint signaling. NCBI's taxonomy places the organism in Eukaryota, Metazoa, Arthropoda, Insecta, Hymenoptera, Formicidae. Gene Ontology annotation, cellular component: nucleus.
CGCCGCGAUAAGCAGGCGGGAAAAGCAAUGUGACUCACUUGUAGAUCAUUUGGCGGUUAAAGACGAGGUGUCCCGUAGUAAUUGAUCGUGACUUAGUACAAUUUACAAGUACCUUUAGGUACGAGUAGGUAUAUAAAAGGAACAUGUCACAGCCCUCUGUAACGGCAUACUUCAAUACACGGAAGCGCCAAGCUUCCGAUGAUUUGCGGGAUAAGUCCAAAGUUUUGUUGCUCGAGCAAGAUCAAUCGAGCGGUCAAACGUGUGAUACCGAGAAGUAUUCUAAGCAAAAUGUGUCCGACGAGAGCAAAAUGGUGAGCCCAAAAGUCAUCUUUAGGGACGUGGCAGCUGCGGCGAAAGAUUCUCCGCGCAUCAAGAAAGUGGUUCGUAGCAUUCACUUCGAUUCACCGAAAGCGAAUACGGAGAAGUCGAUCAAGACACCCAAGGCGCGAAUACUGCGCUCACGCAGAUUGCUCUCGGCGGAUGGACAUCAGGUGGACAUCCGGGAGAGUUUGCAGAAGAUGGGGACCACCGACGUAGAAGUUAGGAAAGUGUCUUUCGAGAAGAAGGGUAGUCUCAGUCCAAAGAAGAGUUCUUCUGACGAUGCUCCAAAGCAUGACACGAUCAAGGAGGAGGAAGAGAAAAAGGAGGAUGAACCACCCAUUCAGGGCUUAGAAACUCCAUCCAAGAAGAUCUUGACAAUGGAGAGACUGAAUACUGAAAACUUGAGUUUGAACGACAUCAAGAACAGAAUUAAAAAGUCUUCUAGACUGUCGGAAUUGGAAGCUAUCAUGGCAAAAAUCAAUAAUUUAGAUCAAUUAAAGAAAACACAAAAACAAGCUGAUCUCAAUAAGCCUCAAAUGCAAAAGUUUGAGAAGAUAGAACUUGAGAUUCCAGUGAGCCCACAGAAAAUAGCCAGAUCUCCAGCCAAGGCCUUAUUGACUCCAACUAAGAAUAGGGAUAUCUUGGAAGCAGUGAGUCCUCAGAAGAGAAUUUUAUUUGAGCCUAAGAAUACACCAAGUUCUAUGAAAUGCAGUCCCACUAAGAAACCAGCUUAUCAGAAACAUCUGGCAGUUGCUGAAAGCAAGACAUCGCUGAUAUUGCCUUCCAACUAUAAAUUCUUAGCAGAAAUCUUCAGAUGCGUAGAAACGGUGUCGGCAAUGCUGUUUAACAGAAACGAAUUAAUAACAUUUAAUAAAUUAAAACCCGCGGUUCAAGAGUUGCUGCGACAUAAUUUCACGCAGAAUCAUCUGGCCCAGAUAAAGACUAUUUAUCCUAAUGCCUACACCUACCAGCAAAAGAAGCAUCGUAAUUUCGGCUCAGUAUCCAAAAAUGAGAAAUACGAGUUGGUCCUGACACCCACGAUUGAUGCAAGUGAUGGCAAAAAUACCUUUGAUGAAGAUAAUGCAUUGAAAUCUGUGUCCAACAACAGCAUGGGACCUGCAAUAUUGCUAGAGAGAAGACGGAAAUUUUACAACACUUUGCUAGAGAGAGUGAAAGAUGAGCACAAGAAAUUUUUAUUAAGCUUGGAGACUCCAAUAAUUAUAGAAAAGGAGAAGAUAAUGCGCUGGCAUCCUGAGUUUAAUAUAGAAGCUUGUAAAGAGAUUGAAAAAGCCGAGUUACCACAACCACCUCAAGCUGAAAAGGCAACUGCAAAAGAUGUUCUUGACAAAGUUAAAUCUUUGUUCAACACUGGCUCUCGUAUGGAGAAAGCUUUGCAAAAACUGGCUGAGGCGAAUAUGACAUCAAAAUCGACUCCUUCGUCUUCACAGGAUUCUGCGAUCCAAACCACGGAAAGUAAUAUUGCGAAAGUUAAUAUCGUCGACACCUCACCAACCACACCAAAUGUACAAGACACCUACCUCACGAAAGCAUUCAAGGGUAUCCCCAAAGCUCUACUCGAGAAAGUUCGCGCGAGACAGGCUGCUAAGGCGUUAGAGGAGAUGACGAGAACACCGAACGCAGACAAGGAGGCUACUCUAUACUCGAGACUCCCGGAUUUAGCAAAAGUACUUCGCAAUAUUUACGUGACGGAAAAAAAGGGUGUCCUACAGAUGGAAACGGUGAUACAACGAUUGGAUAAUUCCUUCAGGACAAAGUUAACGCCGAAUGAAAUGGACGAGCAUGUACGGCUGCUAUGUAAGCUAUUACCCACUUGGACUAGUAUACAUAAUGUACGAAAGAUCGAUUAUUUAAAAUUAGAUAGGAACGCCGAUAUUACAAAAGUAAUCAGGCGAUUAGAAAUUUUUGCCAAUGACAAAGUUAAAUAAUAUCUAUAUUUUUAUCUAAUAUAUUAAGUAUGAUAAUAUAUAAUAUAUUAAGUAUGAUAUAUAUAAUAAUGGCAUUUGAUUUGUAUCCUGGAGCCUUUUUAAUGUUCUUGUUUUAAUUAUCGUUACUUGAAACUUGUCUCAAAUGAGAUACUCAAAUUUGAAUUUAGAGUUAGAUAUGAACAUUUUACAAAUAUAUAUAUGCCACGUACAUAUAUCACACAUCAUAUAAACCAACUAAAAAAAUUUUAAUCUAACUUCAAAUCUUUCGAUUUGAAUAUCUCAUGUGAAAUAAGUUUCAAGAUUAACGAUUGUUAAUCUUGAAACUUAUGUUAUCUAUGUAUAUCUUGAAACUUGUUAAUACAGGCCUAAGAUUACAUUCUGCGUAUAUAAUCUCUACGUAUAAAUGUAAACAUUGUUUAAUUUUGUACGCUUUUUUGUAUUUGGAUUAUAUAUACUCUAUAAUUUACAAAGGUAAUAGGAUAAUUGAUUUUAUACACAUUUAUAGUUAAGAUGUUAUUGCCUUUACUUCAAUUGAAUUCUCUGAGAUGCGAAGUUAAUUCACAAAAGCACGAGAUAGAUCUGGUCUCUCUUUGUUUCGCGUUUAUCUUCGAAGUUUUAUCAUUUAUUAUUAACAUCGAUUUGUAGAUUUAUACAGUAAAAUGCACAUUAUAAAAUUGCAUGAUUUAUAUUAAUGAGGCUACUUUUUGAGGUAUGUAGUUAUGUAGUAUCUCUGAAAUAUUCAACAUGCAGUUUUCUAUGUUUAUCAAUCUAAGUUACUGCUAAUGUAUGCAUUGCAUGUAUUAUCAUGUUUGUACAAUUAAAAAAUGUUAUAAUUACACGAAUUAAUAAAAAAUAUAAAAAAUAACUUACAAUAUAAAUAUAGAUUUAAGUUAAAAUAUAAUUUUAGUUAUAUAAGAUAUAAGAAGUAUGACUGGCUGUUAAGUUGUACUACUUGAACAAUAAUAGUGUAGCACUCAGAAUAUGUUGAGUGGCAAGACUUAUCCAAUAGGACAAUGAACAUUAAAAAAGCUUCAAGAUACAAAUCAAAUGCAAUUGUAUAUAUUUUGUCAUAUUUAAUAUCAUAUAUAAAUAGUUAUAUUAGUGUUUAAUAAAAUGUGUUAAUCAUAUAAAAAAUUAUAUAUAACCUUAAUAAUAAUCAACUUUGUCAAUUAAUAUUUCGCUUAAUAGAGAGCGACAAUUUCUCCAAACAGAAAAGUUGUUUGCCUUUAAAAAACGCGUCGAGCAUUUUUUCGUCAAAAUUGGAAGGAGUGUAAACUGUAUAAUUACCACUUAAUCUAUUUUACAAGAAUGACAUUGCUAUCAUUUUUUUCUUUUUAUUUGUCAAGUUCGUCUCUGACUACUACUUUUUUCCAAACAUUAGUUUUAUGUAUAGAAAUACAUAAAUUUAUAGUGUUUCUCCUUCCUAUAUUACCUUAGAACAUCUUGUGUAUACUUAAAAAAAAGUGACAAGGAAGAAUAAUAUCUCUAUUUAUACAAUAAUAAACUAAUAACAGUAAAAUUGUAAGUAGGAAAAAUUUAACGCACAUAUCUUGCCACGACAGAAAAGUUAAACAUGAGUGAUUUUGGAGAAGGUUAAAUAAUUAGAUAAUUAAAAUUUAUCAAACAGAAACGUUAUUACAACGUCGUAAACACACAUUCCUCAUGUACUUGAAGAUGAUAAAUAUACUAACGCCUUAGAACGGCUUA